Molecule: messenger RNA, 2002 nt
Organism: Cottoperca gobio
Lineage: Eukaryota; Metazoa; Chordata; Actinopteri; Perciformes; Bovichtidae
Gene: poglut2
Product: protein O-glucosyltransferase 2
Cellular component (GO): endomembrane system
Molecular function (GO): protein binding; glucosyltransferase activity
Source: RefSeq, a predicted model, not a curated record
GAUAGUUAACUAAACUGUACAAGGAUUUUGAAGUUCGCUAAGGGUAACCUCCGUAUCACUGAACACAUAUUAAAAUAAUAGGAUUAUGCGCGUAUGUUAGCCAGAUAUUAGCAAUGCCACCGCUGAGUUGUGUUAUUCCAAAUGAAAACGGAACGAACUAACGUUGAAACGUUAGCUAGCGUUACAGACUUACUAUUCAUGCUCUUGAUGUUUGGGCAUUUUUAAACCAACAAUGGCAAGUUUGCGCAGUGAACCUCUGUGGGGCGAAGAGUAACGGCUAACGUUAAAGGACAGUGGACUCUGGACAGGUAUGUCUCUUCGGCUAUCUUUGUGGUUGUUGCUAUUCUGUCUGGGGAUGUUCAGACAUAAACUCCUCCCGGGGGUUCAGGCAGACUCGGUACCCAGUGCUGCAAAAACUUUAGUAUGGGGACCUGGACUCGAGGCAAAUAUCGUCCUUCCUGCUCGGUUCUUCUACGUACAGGCGGUGGACAGCUCCGGGAGAAAUUUAACAACAUCUCCUGGGGAGAAGACCUUUGAAGUGAAGAUUGUGUCUCCAGUGGAGCAGUUCACCAGGAUUUGGAUCCAGGUCUUGGAUCGUCAGGAUGGCUCCUUCCUGGUUCGCUACAGAAUGUAUGCCACCUACACAGACAUUCACAUCCAUAUUCUGCUCAACAACAAGCACAUCGCCAAGUCACCGUUCAUCCUCGAAGGCCCAGUCUACCAUGAGGGCUGUGACUGUCCCCAGCCCAGUGGUUCUGUUUGGGAGGCCCACAUGCACUGUCCUCAGUCCUUCCCUCAGAUAGACAGGGACCUGGCCAUAUACGCUAGUGUGGACCCAGAUCGUAACGCGCAGGAGAUCCCACAGCGCUUUGGACAGAGACAAAGCCUCUGCCACUACACUGUUAAAGACAACAAGGUCUACGUUCAAACUUUUGGAGAGCAUGUGGGUUUUAGAAUCUUUAUGGAUGCCAUCCUCCUGUCACUCACCAGAAAGGUGCGGCUCCCUGAUCUGGAGUUCUUUGUUAACCUGGGGGACUGGCCGUUGGAGAAGAGGAAACCCACUGAGAAGAUUCAGCCCAUCUUUUCCUGGUGUGGCUCCAACAAUACCAGAGAUAUUGUCAUGCCCACCUAUGACCUGACUGAGUCUGUCCUUGAGACCAUGGGAAGAGUGAGUCUGGACAUGAUGUCAGUGCAGGCCAACACAGGACCCCCAUGGCCAGAGAAGAAUGCCACAGCCUUCUGGAGGGGCCGGGACAGUCGUCAGGAACGUCUGGAGCUGGUGAAGCUUUCCAGAGCUCAGCCCAACACGAUUGAUGCUGCCUUCACCAACUUCUUCUUCUUCAAACAUGAUGAGAGCCUCUAUGGGCCGCUGGUCAAACACGUUUCUUUCUUUGACUUUUUCAAGUACAAGUACCAAAUAAACAUUGACGGCACUGUGGCAGCGUAUCGACUUCCUUACCUACUGGCGGGAGACAGUGUUGUCCUAAAGCAGGAUUCUAGCUACUACGAGCAUUUCUACAACGAGCUUCAGCCGUGGGAACACUACAUCCCAAUCAGGGCGGACCUCGGAGACCUGCUGGAAAAGAUCCAGUGGGCUCGUGACCACGAUGAAGAGGCAAAGAAGAUUGCACUGGCGGGUCAGCAGUUUGCCCGCAAUUAUCUUAUGGGAAACCGCAUAUUUUGUUACUACUACAAACUUUUCCAGGAGUAUGCCAAACUCCAGGUCACAGAGCCCAAGAUUCGUGAAGGCAUGGAGCUUGUAGAGCAGCCCAGUGAUGACCUGUUUCCAUGUUACUGCCACAGGACGAGUCUAAGGGACAGUGCAAAGGAUGAACUUUAACUCAACUUUAAGUUAGUUGUGGCCAAGCUGAGGACGACUCCCUUCCUCCAGUUACAGAGCAAUCCUUCAUAUCUGAUAUACUGCUAAAUCAUGUGUAUGACUAUGAUAUGAAUGUCACAUCUCAUUUUUUUAAAUAAAUAUUUUUCUUUUUGUAUGUGAAAA